GCAACACUCUCAGUACGACUCUAGUCGCUUUGCCGGUUGUAGCGGGCGCGUACAACGUCGCCGGCACCACGGAGAGGGCGAGAGAGGAAACACGAAGACAUAUUCAAAUCUGUUAGACAUGUGGACCAAGUGAAUGCAGUGUUCAGUGACGUAACAAGUGCAAUUUGAGAAUACACUAGUGACGAACGAACGAUGGAUGCCAAAAGCUCGAUUUCAUCACACAACUGGCAUAUACCUCGGCCAUCACUAUCGAGUAAUGGUGGAAGCAUUAGCGAUUCGCGUUCCCGAGGCGGCUCCGCCUCCAGCCAAGGCUCAUCAAGUAAUCACAGCACUCACAGCGUGUCUUCGGGAUCGAUGUUGUUAAGUGCAGCGCACUUAGAGCGCAUGAGCUGUAGAAAUCCAGUUCAAGAGAAUUACGGAUGCUACCAAAAUAGGACUAUAAAUUCUGUUAAAAAACCUACAACUGCUAAUGCGGUUAUGUCAAUUCCCGAGGAGACGGCCGUUCAGGCACAUGAUAAUUUUUGGAAUGACGUCAAACGUGGCUCUGAUGUAGGACAAGACGCAACGUCUGUUGCAAGCUCAACUCAUUUCACAGUAGUAAAUGGGUUCACGAAGCACCGUCCAGCCAAGGAGCCAAAGACCUGCUGUUGUGAUCAUUCACAUCAGAUAACCGUGCUCGUUAUCUCGAUGACCAUACUGUUCUCGGCCUGCAUUCUCGCCGCUAUAUGCUUUGUUGAAAUGCGAAUGCGCAGGGAGACUGGCAUGUAUAAAUACUCUUAGAAGGUCGGAACAAGAGGCAAGAAGAAUAACAUACGACACGACACUAAUACAAAUAAUAAUUUUAGUCUUAUAAGAAAAUGUAGUCCAAUUUUGUUCCAUUUUAUACAGUAUAGAAAAACUUUGUAGUUUGUAAGAAUAUCGAUAGUAUCGAUAUAUAUAUCGGUAGUUAGAAUUUUUUACGUACACUUGAAAUUUUAAAGUACCAUAAUAUUCAAUUUGACGGUAAUCAAAAAUUUUGUGACACAUUUUUGAGAUAUUAAGAAAAAAAAAAUUAUUAAUUUAAAUACAUCGAAAGUUUUGUCCGUUCCAUUAUUUAGUAUAAAUGUUUAGUUUCUAUUAACGGUUAGCAUAUCCUUUAAAUAAUAAUUAAUAAGUGCAAUACAUUGUAAAAUUAAUUUAGGAUAAUUUAUUUAUUUUAAAUGGACAUAUCCUUGGCAGAACGCUCACAUAUUUAAGAUCUGUGAUUGUAUUAUAAUGAUUAUGUUCAUUUCAUGUACAUUACAGCGGUUACUAUUUGUCUAAGUGAUACUAGUGACUGUCAAUAAAGAAGGCUAAAUGUAAGUAGUCCAUAGUAUAUAAUAACUUAGUGUGCUUUGUAAAUAUGUGCAAUUAAAUAUAUUAUACGGACGUCUGUUUAUGUGUCCGAGUAUAUUAUUCGUAUAUUUUGUAACAUGUAAUAAAUGUAAACUAAUUGUAGUUGAAACUGUGAUAACCAAAAGAAAAUAUAAAUCUACUUUGUUUCACGUAUUGGAUCAUUAAAAAGGAUUAUAUGAAUUUAAUAAAUGAAGGCUUCUUGUAAAA
Messenger RNA from Danaus plexippus (monarch butterfly), 1581 nucleotides. RefSeq lists its product as uncharacterized. The coding region runs from base 193 to 780 and encodes 195 amino acids. The transcript is spliced from 4 exons. NCBI's taxonomy places the organism in Eukaryota, Metazoa, Arthropoda, Insecta, Lepidoptera, Nymphalidae. The record is from RefSeq and is a predicted model, not a curated record.